Molecule: messenger RNA, 881 nt
Organism: Lolium rigidum
Lineage: Eukaryota; Viridiplantae; Streptophyta; Magnoliopsida; Poales; Poaceae
Product: transcription factor HY5-like
Exons: 3
Coding region: 98-664 (188 amino acids)
Biological process (GO): positive regulation of transcription by RNA polymerase II; response to red light; red or far-red light signaling pathway
Cellular component (GO): nucleus
Molecular function (GO): DNA-binding transcription factor activity, RNA polymerase II-specific
Source: RefSeq, a predicted model, not a curated record
GCGGCGGCACUUGGUGGUGCCGGCGGUGGUGGUAGGGGUGGAGAUUCAGGGAGAUCUAGCUUGAUCUGUUCCUGUUCUUGGAGUUUGGGAGUAGGAGAUGGCGGCGCAGGAGCAGGAGCAGCAGGCCAAGACGAGCACCACCAGCUCGCUGCCGUCCAGCAGCGACCGCUCCUCCAGCUCCGGCCCCAACAACCUCAAGGAAGGAGGGGCGGAGAGCGACGAGGAGAUACGGCGGGUGCCGGAGAUGGGCGGCGGCUCGGCGUCGUCGGGCGCGGGGGCCGACGGCGGGGACAGCAAGGAGCUGGUGCAGGCGGCGGCCGGGGACGGAGGCCAGGCCCCCAAGGGGUCCAAGAAGCGCGGCCGCGCCGCGGGGGACAAGGAGCAGAACCGGCUCAAGCGGCUGCUGCGGAACCGCGUGUCGGCGCAGCAGGCGCGGGAGCGGAAGAAGGCCUACAUGACGGAGCUGGAGGUGAAAGCCAAGGACCUGGAGCUACGCAAUGCCGAGCUCGAGCAGAAGGUCUCCACGCUCCAGAACGAGAACAACACGCUCCGACAGAUACUGAAGAACACCACGGCGCACGCCGUGAAGAAGCCCAGCGGCGGCGGCGGCGGGAAGGGCGGAGGAGACGGCGCCAAGAAGCACCACCACUUCAGCAAGAGCUGAGGAGGAGCUGCUCGUCGACGUCGGCUCAUCUGACCGUUGUUAGGACACUGCUGCUGCUCUUGUUGCUAGUAGUUUGACGCUUGUCUUGUCUUCUUCUAUGGUUUGCUCGCGCCUCUCACUGUGUCUACCUGUCCAUUGUAGCUUCUUCUUAGGUGAAGUUGAUCUGUGAACGUUGUUGUUGUUGUGUAUUACUUGUACUUAGACUGUUCAGUUCUUC